AGCAGGGCGAUAUGGCACUAAUGCAUUUCAGAGGAAAGAGAUGGAGAAUUACCUCUUCCCUCAGAAAUUCAUUACUGGUGGUUGGCUGAGCUCCAGUCACACUUCCUGGGCAAUUAAUAUCAUCCUUGCCCUCCUGUGUGGACUGGGGCUCUUUUUUCUAUUACUCUCCUACUUUCGGCCUAAUGCAUCCCUACCACCACGGACGAAACACAGAAACAGCAGGAAGCCUCAAGUGGAGCCACGGAGACAGAGAAGCAGCAGCAAGAAGAAAAACCGGACUCUGAACGCUUUCAGAGAUUGCCUGAAAGAACUGGAAGAGGUUCAGGACCUGUUUUCCCUUCUGCAAAGCCAUCUGGGGAAGCUCGCUGACCAGGGGGGCUUUCAUCAGCGCUUACAUCAAGCAGCCCCUGGGCAUGUGCGCAAAGCGGCGCCUGCUGGAGCCCAUCAACCAUGCAGGGAGCCUGUGGAAGAUGCUACUCCCACCGUGGCCCCAUCACCUUCCCCCGCUCCUCCGACAGGAGGCCCUCCACCUCUGGCCUCCACCGUGUCACCAGGACCGAUGACCUCCUCAAUUUCUGUUCAUUCACACUACUCCCUGAGUACUUCCUGGGCCAUCGGAGCCUUCCCUUCCCCCGUUUGGACUUUCACACCAGCCACUUGCUCUUCUCCCUUCCCCGCCAUGUCUCUCUCCUUCAGAGGCUGGCCGUCCACCUCUGACAGCCUCCUCGGCCCCAGCGCGGCCAGACUCUCUUCAGACUCUCCUCAGUGUAACUCAAUGGCACCCCCGCUGCGCUCCAUCCCACAGAGCUCGUCUCCAUAUGCCCUUUGGUUAGCUUCUCCUGCCCCAGCCAUCUUGGGCCUGGGCCGCUCAAGCUGUCCCAUUCCAGCCCUGUCCUGGUGGCAGGUGACUGCCAAAGACUGGGGCCUCUCCACCUCAACACGCUUGGAGUCCCAUCAGGAGCCUCUCUCCCACUGCCCACCAGGGGCCUUGUUCUGGGGAGACCCCACACACAGACAGGGAAAGAUGAGAAUCCCCCCUUUCAUCAACCCUGACGCCCAGAAGCUUCUGGAGAUAUUAAUCACCAAGAGAAUAGAACAGAAGAUUUGGAAGGAGAAGGAAAAGAAGGAGAGGUCAGACGGCCACCUGAACUCUUUUGGGAGAAUAUUCAAGUCACCAGGUGACAAGCAGGACACCAUGGGCUGCCAAUCCUUUUGGAGCAUGAGCGGCAAACCAAAACAGCUGCUCGGUCCUGAGAAGCCUCCACAUUCCAAGAUUUCAGCGGACAAUUUACAGCAGAAAUGCAGCCAGCUCUUCUGGGGUCUCCCCUGUCUGCACAGUGAGUCCGUGGUGGCCACUGUCAGGGUGACUGAUUCCUCACUGGAGUUCCCAUCUGUCAUAUUCAAUGAACUCCCUCAUGCCUUGCCACUCCAAAUUCAGACCACCGUAGCUCCAUGUCUUUCACUGACCCAGUCCUUACCUGACACUUUGGUCCAGCCCCAAACCUUGACGCUGAGCUUGUCCCAGUCCCAGCCCCUGCCUCUGGAUCAGCCUCAGCCUCAGCCCCUGCCCCUGCCUCUGGAUCAGCCUCAGCCUCAGCCCCUGCCUCUGGCUCAGCCCCAGCCCCAGGCCCACCUUGUACCCUCUGUCCCAACUGGACCACCUUCUCUUCCACCCGAGAUGGGGACCUGUGAGGUAUCUUGCCCUGCAUCCCAGAAGACACCAUCUUUCAUUUCAAAUGCAAUUCAAAACCUGGAAUGUCACUUUUUGAAGAAGCAACUAAAUGGGGACUGGACCUUACCCGCGAUGGUGAAAAGAUCUCAGGAGGUCUUUAGCCAAGGUCCUCCCGACCUUCCACAGGAUGCCCAGGCCCCUCAGGGCCAUGGGGCAGUCUCUGUUCUUCCCGGGAACUUGAUCAACUCUGAGCUCCGGGAGCAGCUGGAGUGGCACCUUUGGAAGAGAUUGAUGAAGCACCAAAGUGGCCUUCCCCGCAGGAUCCAGCUAUCUGUGAUACAGCCUCAUGGAGAGUUCCAGAAGGUGCCAGAGGCACACAGCCAGCACAGGCCUGCGUGGUCCUCUGAGUCCACAGAUGGAAGCUGCCAGGCUGCACAGAAGCCUGGCUCCAGGUACCCGGCAAGGACCGUGCCAGGAAAAAGCCUGGGUAAGGAUUCAAGGUCUAGUGCCGGGAGGAUCCAGAAAGAUCUGCACAGGGCCUCAGAAAGCUCUCCAGGGAAGGCUCCAGGAAUAAAUUCUGAGGAGUCAAACACAGACUUGCCCUUAACAAGCAGCACUGACAAGGAGCCCCCAGAGAAGGUCCUGGGAGCCCAUUUGGGCAGGACGUCGGGGCAGAUCAGAGAGGGUCAGAUCCCUGCGGAUGUUCACCGUUCCAGGUUCACUGCCAACCAUGCCUCGGACCUCCCCGGAACGCCAAGCACUCACAGGAAAACUGGAAAGCCAGCAUUUACCAAGGAUUGGGAACCCUACAGGACCACCGCCCACGGUUUUUCCAUCCUCAGUCUGUACACUCAACGGAUGCUAGAAGCACACAUUAUAAGGUUCCGGGUGAAGCACAGAUGGAGCCUUCCCCUCAAGGUCCUCAAGCCUAUAAAUCUCUUUAAGUUGAAAAAGAGCUUCCUCUUUCCCCGGUCCUCCACUCCCCGCUUAGGCACCUGUGCAUCCAAGACCUGCUCGAAAACCAAGUUCUUGGGAAAACCUCCUCAGCCCCAUCAAGGAGAGGUGAUGGGAGAGUCCAUUCCCACCUCAGGGGGCUCCCUCCCUGCUCCCCAGCCCUCAUGUGAGGAAAUCCAGCCGGGCCUGGAAGGGACCUCAUCUGGUGAUGGCCAUGGGCCCUGGGAGGCCCCUCUGGCUGGACAGGAGGCCAGGCCACCUUCUCGGACCCUCACAUACAGCUUUGUGGGCAGAACCUGGCACAGAGAGACGGCCUUGGGGACUCUUACGAAUAGCAGCUUGGAGUCAAGUCCAAGUCCAGCAACGGCCACGAAUGAGCCACGGAGGGAGAGUGGGAGUCGGGCCUCACGAGACUCCUGCUGUAGCGUAACAGUCCUUGAGCUCAACUUGGAGUCCCAGUAUUUGAGUGCCAGGGAGGAGGCCAGGGAGGUGAGGGAGUUCGAGGAGGUCCCUGCUUGGGGAGUCACCUCGGAACCCGGUGUGCUGGCCAACAACCAAACCAUCAAUGCAGAUCUGAGAAGAUCAAAGUCUUCAGGGAAAAGUGACAGCCCCUCACCACCUACAAAGUUGGUCGCCCAAGAUCCAGAAGAGCUAUGCCUUGAUGCACAGCUUAGAGAGUUUGAGCUCCGGAAGUUGGCGCAGUCAGAGAGCCAGCCUCAAGACGAGGCUGCCAACGUGCUCCUUCAAGACUGUGAAACCGGUGUCCUCCUUCAAGACUGUGCCACUGACAGUCUUCUUCAAGACUGUCAGUCCGAUGUGUUCCUUGCUGCAGACAUCUUGGCCUCUGAGGGAUCUCUGUCUGGCCUCCAGAGUGGGUCCAGUGAAGACACAUCAACUUCCCAGAUGCUGUAUGACCGCAAAUCAAGUAGACAGAACAGCCAAAGGCAACCAGAGCCCCUGGGACUGCAGGACCAAUAUAAGAGACCUAGGAAGUCAUCUGUCCCCACUGAUGACAGAGUGUGCUACAGGAGGCCCCGCCCAGGAGAGCCUGAAAAAGAGAUGUCAGAACUAAAUAUCUUCCAGGUCAGUGAGAUGAGACAUCCCGUCCAGGAAAAGGAGUCAGCAGAGUCGUCAGGAGGCAAGGUCUGUCGGCUCUUGCUGAAGAAGGACGAGGCUCCUCCUGAAAGCUACUUCAGAAGAAGGAUGAGGAACUUUCUUCAGUGGCUUUUUCCCAAUAAAGGCAAAGAACUAGAAAGUUCGCUUCAAAAAGGCAAGUCUUCAUCAUCCCGGAGUCGGGCAAAAGUCAGAGGCAGAUCGGGUGUGGACAGUGCCCCUGCCGAGGCUCAGGUGGUCCUGACAGCUGUGGGACAGAUCCUAGAGGAGACAAUCGUGCCUCACCAUGGAGUCAGGGCCCUGGACUACAGCUGGUGCAAAAGGGAUCUCCAGGCUUCAGCAGGUCCCAAUGUCUGCUACCACAAGGUCCUCUCCUAUCAAGAGCAGAGGAGGGUGAUGAGAGAGACAGCCUCCUAUCAGCAAGCCACCCCCAAGAGCCACAGCUGUGCCAACAAGACCAGCUGGAUCAGAGGCAGGGACAACAGGUGGGCCUUCCCAGCCAGGGUGCCAGGGUGCCCAGGCAGACCCUGCCAGUACACGUCCAUGGUGCCGGGACCUUCAGGCCGCCCUGCGCACCCCCACUGCCCCAGGCACUGCCUGCUUCAAGGAUAUGCCUCAUCUGGCCAGUCAAUGUGUGCUUCUCAUGCCUUUACUAGUAGGGCAACUUUUCUCCAAGAAAAAAUGCAAACGGUGCAGAGAAAAACUUUUUUUUCUCAUGUUAGCACAUCCUCUAUGGGCUAG
Molecule: messenger RNA, 4480 nt
Organism: Ailuropoda melanoleuca (giant panda)
Lineage: Eukaryota; Metazoa; Chordata; Mammalia; Carnivora; Ursidae
Product: spermatogenesis-associated protein 31A6
Source: RefSeq, a predicted model, not a curated record